This is a messenger RNA of Gasterosteus aculeatus aculeatus (three-spined stickleback), 2045 nucleotides long. RefSeq names its product eukaryotic translation initiation factor 4E type 3. The record is from RefSeq and is a predicted model, not a curated record. Gene Ontology annotation, molecular function: translation initiation factor activity; RNA 7-methylguanosine cap binding. Gene Ontology annotation, cellular component: eukaryotic translation initiation factor 4F complex. NCBI's taxonomy places the organism in Eukaryota, Metazoa, Chordata, Actinopteri, Perciformes, Gasterosteidae. Gene Ontology annotation, biological process: translational initiation.
GAUCCACAGUACAUAACUUUCAUUUGAAGCCAUUUGAGUCACAAAGUUGAAUUAUGUUUAUGAAAAUAGAAAAUCAUCUUCAUGAUUCGUCAUAUUCGGUCAGAUCCGUGUAGGAACUUUCAUCCCGUUUAGACCCUGAAAACCGGACCGAGUGAGGCGUCCCCCUCAUUGUCCUGCUCUCUGGGACGGACCGUCUGUGACGUUUCUGCCCAGUGACGUCACCAGUCGGCAGGCGGAAAAGCGCCAGCUUGUGUGUGUGUGCGCGUGCGUGCGUGCGCGCGCGCCGGUCUCUGGCCUGGAGGGGAAGAAGGAAACCGGGUUCUUCACUUGAGUCGCACUCGGCGCUGCUGCCAUGUCGGUCCCCGCGGGGCGGACGGUGACCCCCGAACGCGGCAUCGACAUCGACGAGGAAGAGUUGGAAAACAUCGCGAGGAGCCAGCGGGGGGGCGAGGCGGCCCAGCUGCCGCUGCACUCGCCGUGGACGUUCUGGCUGGACAGGUCACUACCGGGCACCACCGCCGCUCAGUGUGAAUCCGGCCUGAAGAAGAUCUACACGGUGCAGAGUGUUCAGCUGUUCUGGAGUGUGUACAACAACAUCCCUGCAGCCACAGCCCUGCCUCUGAGGUGCAGCUAUCACUUGAUGCGUGGAGAACGCAGGCCGCUGUGGGAAGAAGAAAGCAACGCAAAGGGAGGAGUGUGGAAGAUGAAGAUACCAAAAGAAAGCACCUCUGCAGUUUGGAAAGAACUGUUACUUGCUACCAUCGGGGAGCAGUUUGCAGAUUACUGUUCCUCAGACGACGAGGUCGUCGGCGUCAGCGUCAGCGUCCGGGAUCGGGAGGAUGUUGUACAGAUCUGGAACAGCGACGCGUCACUUGCUGGGGAAGCAAAUAUCUUGGGCAAAGUCUAUGAGCUCCUCCCGCACAUGUCUUUUAAAGCUGUUUUUUAUAAGUCUCACAUGGAGCAUCGUGCCUUUGAAGGAGGACGCUCAAGACAUUAGAUCACUACAGAGCACGUCGUGUGAACCGGAGCUCUGCACCCGCCUCGACGUACGGGUCCCCGACCCAAUCAGGGAUAUAAGCCUUCUGCGUUGAGCAAGGAAAUGGUUGUUGAUGUGUAUUUCGUAACUUUUAAUGGCCGAUGCCUCGUUCCCUUUUGACGGGGCCGGCACGUCUCCAGAGAGCGUUCAUGCGUGAAUCCCAUCUGCGGCGGAUGAGCUCCAACCCUGAACUGUCCUGCCGCGUCCCAACGGACCUCCGCGGCCUUUUUUUAAACCUCAUGUAAGCGAUCUGAAGGCACGAUGGGAUUUAAUGACGUCAGCUGCAGUCACUGGCAAAGCACCUUUUUAUCCCGUUUAAGGAAGGUUGAAUGUCGAUUUCCACCUUUCUUAAAUCCGCUGGAGUUUGUGCCCAUUUGGUUUGUUGCAGACUUCCUCAUCCGUACCCUCAGUUUGGUAUCAGGGUGACGCUGGGAGCUGUUGCACACGACUACCUGUCCCCCCCCCGCGUGUCCCAACACAUCCCAACACACUCCAGCGCAGACAAAAGGCUUAGUGAGAGAUGUUCUCCGCCACGUUGCGUCUGAGCUCUUCUGCGUGUUGAAAGUGGUCCUCUGCUCUCGGCGAGGUCACACAUGGUUUAUUGUGCUGCUCUCAAGAGACGUUUCUCUGCUCCGCAGUACUUGUUUGUACUUGUUUGCCCUUUUCUUUCUUACAACACACCCAGGCGCUGUGGUUUGCUUUUAGGUGAGAAAUGUAACUAGCGUGUCAGGAAGAGAUGGGAAAAGUCAAAUGUGACAGACGUGAUCAAUACUCAUUGGCUCGAUUUCAAAGACGACACCGUUAACCAGAUGUUACACUGACUUCCCCCAUCGGCGAAUGUCCAUAUCAAUAGAUACAUCUAUUUAUAGGGAAGGAGCUUUUUUCCUUUACUAAAAGCUCUACUGGUGCCGUGUUGCACAUCAGUGAGAAUUGGACAAUAUUUCCUUUGUAAACAGGAUUUGCAGUGAACCAAAACAAGUAAAUAAAAAGGAAAUGACAAUACAAAUAA